Messenger RNA from Miscanthus lutarioriparius, 2028 nucleotides. The record is from the annotation of a GenBank genome assembly. NCBI's taxonomy places the organism in Eukaryota, Viridiplantae, Streptophyta, Magnoliopsida, Poales, Poaceae.
AUGGGCGACGUCCCAGCCCCAGCCCCAGCUCCCCUUGUUCCCGACAUCGAUAUGACCCCACGCCGCCGCCGUGAGCCCUCGGAGCCCCGCAGCGACAGCGACUGGGACGCUGGAUCCAGCCGCGAGGGCUCCCCCGACCUCCUCCGCCGCGCGCCCGCCGUGCAGAUCUCGCGCGCCUCCUCUUCCUCGUCCUCCUCCUGGCUCCGCGAGAUCGAGCGCGACCGGGUGCGCCUCGUCAGGGAGUGGGUCCACAUGGCUGCCCGCGACCGCGACGACGACGCUGGGCCCCCACCGUCCCCCGUCCCUGAACACGCGCGCAGGGACGCUCCCCGGAUCCGCGGCCGCCAGGCGCGCCUCGAGCUCGUCAUGCGCAUGGCCGCCGACCGCCAAGCCGAGCUCCACCGCCUCUCGCAGCACCGUGCCGUCUCCGACUUCCCGCACCGCAACAGAAUCCACGCGCUGCUCCGGGGUCGGUUUCUGCGCAACGGCGGUUUGCCGGAGGAGAGGAGACCCCCAUCUGUGGCCGCAAGGGAGCUUGGUCAGCUGCGACAACGUCAUCCUGUCUCUGGUUUGAGAGAAGAGUUCCGCUUCAGAUUGGAGAAUCUUGUCCGUGGUCAAGCAGAUAGCCAAGUGGAUGCUUCUUCAGCUCACGAUGUUGAAUUAUCUACAAAUGAUCGUUCUGAAUUAAGACCACCUGAAACUACUCAGGAGAGACAUGAGCGGACAAGUGAGAAUAUCAAUCUUCAGCAAAUUGACAGUACAGCAACAACAUCAGGAUUUGAAAGUGGCAGCCCUAGCAUUGCUGAAGUCUUCUGUGGAUCUCAUAGUCAAGCAGAAAGUCAGGAAGAUUUAGAACAUGAGAGAAGAGACUGGCAACAAUUUUCCCAUGCUGUGAUUGGAGAGGAAUCUGAAAGAAGUUGGCAUGAAAAUGCAGACAACAUCUCUUCUCAUGAGGGGACAGCAGUUGAAGAGGAUAAUACUGAUCAUCUUCCAGAGGCAAAUGAAGAGUCAACCAGUGUUGAACAUCUUCCUGAAGGACUUGAAGAGUCCAUCAGCGAUGGUAGUCUUCCUGAAGCGCAAGAAGAUCAGCAUGACAGUGAUCAUCUUCCUGCAGUGUUUGAAGAGCUGCAUGACAAUAAUCAUUUUCAGGAAUCACAUGGGGAAUGGAGCAGAGAUGAUCGUCCUAUUGAAGUCUAUGAUGAGUGGCAGAGUGAUGAUCAUCUCCCUGAAGUAAAUGAAGAGUGGCAUAAUGAUGACGAGUCUAAUGAUACUGCAGACAAUUGGCGUGAUAAUAAUUCUGACCAACCAAUUGACCACGAUGCUGCUCUUAUUAGAAGAGCUAAUACAUUCAUCCCUGGGGAUGAUGAUAAUGUGUACAGCACAGAAUUGAGGGAACUUCUAAGCAGGUCGUGGUCCUCUCCCUUGGGAUCUGGAAGGAACAACUCCUGCCCUCCCUCACCAGAUCAAAAUCAGGAGCAGCAAAGAGAUGACGAGGACCAGGAACUGCAGAACACUGUCAACAGACCUCCUUUAGUGAUACCACCUCCACCUAUGCCUCCUCGUCAGCCACUUUGGCAUUCAGAGUUGCAUCGUAAUAAUUGGAUCAGACAAAACAUUCAUCGUUCAUCUUCUGAUAUUGAAUGGGAGGCCAUCAAUGAUUUAAGAGCUGAUAUGGCUAGACUUCAGCAAGGCAUGAGCCAUAUGCAAAGGAUGUUGGAAGCUUGCAUGGAUAUGCAGCUAGAGUUGCAGCGUUCUGUAAGGCAAGAAGUAUCAGCAGCCUUGAAUCGUUUUAUUGGGGAGCAAGGUGGUGAAAGUAAAGAAAUAAUUGACGAUGGUUCGAAAUGGAUAAAUGUGAGAAAAGGGACCUGCUGCAUAUGCUGUGAGACUCCAAUUGACUCCCUUCUGUACAGAUGUGGGCACAUGUGCACAUGCUCAAAAUGUGCGAACGAAUUGGUUCGAGGUGGAGGGAAAUGCCCGCUGUGCCGCGCACCCAUAAUCGAGGUGAUUCGAGCAUACUUCAUCAUGUAG